Molecule: messenger RNA, 5044 nt
Organism: Oreochromis niloticus (Nile tilapia)
Lineage: Eukaryota; Metazoa; Chordata; Actinopteri; Cichliformes; Cichlidae
Product: sodium-coupled neutral amino acid transporter 3
Exons: 17
Coding region: 585-2162 (525 amino acids)
Biological process (GO): amino acid transmembrane transport; L-glutamine transport; asparagine transport
Cellular component (GO): plasma membrane
Molecular function (GO): L-asparagine transmembrane transporter activity; L-histidine transmembrane transporter activity; L-glutamine transmembrane transporter activity
Source: RefSeq, a predicted model, not a curated record
GAUCUCUUUGUCUCGCCGCGCGCACGCAGGCACGGUGAUGAGAAAUGCAUGAAUAUGAAACAUAAACCACCACCAACACCGUGUAUCCACAACAUCUUAAUGCCAGCGGGUGUGACGUUUUAACCCAUCUCGUGGUGGUCAUCAUUUCCGCGCGAUUAAAGGCGCGUGCCAAACAUAGUCCAGGAGGAGCACGGAGGAGGAGGACAAGGGGGGUGUCUCGCGACCCGGCGCGUUCUCGCAGCAUACACAACAAGAAUUUGAUUUGUGUCGCUGUGCAAGCAGUAGGCGGAACCCGAACACUCUUCACAUCCCACUUUUGAGAAGAUUACGAGGAGAAUUCAUCGGGAAACACAUGACAGAAAGGCAGCCGGGAGGCAAGGCGCUCGGACGUAGCGGGACAGAGGCUGUCAACGCGCAGGCAGGCAGAGGCGAGCGGAGGCAGGAUUCGUGUGGAGAUAUUUGGAGUUGGAGGAGGGCAUUGGUACUUCUCUGAUCCACCGAGGGAAAUAAGAGCUUCACUUUCUCACAAGAAGUAGAAAAGGUCACAUAAUUUCAAGGGAAAAUUAUUAGCUACUGUAGCAGAUAUGAGUGAGGAUAAACCAGCAGAGACUGUGGAGAACACUCCAGCUGAGGCGAGUGCCAUUCCUAAUGGGAAAGGCCAUGAGCCUGGGGAGGAAAUCUCAGCAUCAGCCAAAACACCGCUCGCAGAGGACGGUGAAAAGGAAACUGUAGCCAAUAGUGCCCAGAAUGCUAGUCCUAACAGGACUGAAAAUGCAGACACCAAUCUACCAGAGAGCCAGGAGUUCUUAUCAGGCGUGGAGGAGAAGAAGACGACACGCUUUACAGAUUUUGAAGGAAAAACCUCAUUCGGGAUGUCUGUCUUCAACUUGGGCAAUGCAAUCAUGGGAAGUGGAAUCCUAGGACUUGCGUAUGCCAUGGCCAACGCGGGGGUCGUCCUGUUUUUGUUACUGCUAACAGUGGUAGCAGUGCUUUCAUCAUAUUCCAUCCAUUUACUGCUGAAGUCGUCUGGCAUUGUAGGCAUACGUGCAUAUGAGCAGCUUGGAUACAGGGCGUUUGGCACCCCGGGGAAGAUGGCGGCAGGUAUCGCCAUCACACUGCAGAACAUUGGAGCCAUGUCCAGUUACCUUUACAUAGUCAAAUAUGAGCUGCCUUUGGUCAUCCAGGCUUUUCUAAAGGUGGACAAACCUGCAGGUGAAUGGUACCUGAAUGGAAACUACCUUGUGAUCAUCGUAUCUAUUGCAGUAAUAUUACCACUGGCUCUCAUGAAACAGCUAGGAUAUCUCGGAUACACCAGUGGCUUUUCACUGAGCUGCAUGGUGUUCUUCCUCAUCGCUGUCAUCUACAAGAAGUUCAACGUCCCUUGUCCAUUUACGGACUUUUCAUUUAACGCUACCAGCACUACCAGCUGGAUGAAUGGCACAGAUCCUGGUGGGGAGGAAGAUCCUGCCUGUAUUCCCAAAAUGGCCAACCUCAACUCUCAAACGGCCUACACCAUCCCCAUCCUGGCGUUCGCCUUUGUGUGCCAUCCCGAGGUGCUCCCCAUCUACACAGAGCUGCGCAAUGCCACCAAGAAAAAGAUGCAGCAUGUGGCCAACAUCUCCAUUGCAAUAAUGUACAUCAUGUACUUCCUGGCUGCUCUUUUUGGAUACCUAACUUUCUAUGGUGCAGUGGAAGCAGAGCUGCUCCACACAUACAGCCGCGUUGACCCGUACGACACUUUGAUUUUGUGUGUGCGUGUGGCUGUGCUCACUGCUGUCACGCUCACUGUGCCAAUUGUGCUCUUUCCUGUAAGGAGAGCGAUCCAGCAGAUGGCGUUUCCUAAUAAGACAUUCUACUGGCCUCGCCACAUCGCCAUUGCUUUCGUUCUGCUCCUUUUCAUCAACCUCCUGGUCAUCUUUGCUCCCAACAUACUGGGCAUCUUUGGAGUCAUUGGUGCCACGUCUGCUCCUUGUCUCAUUUUCAUCUUCCCUGCUGUCUUCUACAUUCGCAUUGUACCCAAAGAAGAGGAGCCACUGCGCUCCUUCCCCAAAAUCCUGGCUGCCUGCUUCGCUGGGAUUGGUUUCCUGUUUAUGACAAUGAGCCUCAGCUUUAUCAUCAUCGACUGGACAACGGGGACCAGCAAAGCCAGCAGCGGUCACUAAGCACCACCUUCCGUUUCUUUUUUUAUUUUCAGGUUUUAUAUUGUUGAUUUAGUCUUGUGUUGUAAUUUUACUGUUUUUACUUUGAAUCACGGUUGAUGUUGAAGAUGCCCUCUCUUUCCCAUUGGAAGGAUAUUUUGUCCACAGAGUGUAGAGUUUGGGGGGAGGGCUCUCGGUUCCUCGGCAAGUGCUCUCGCUUUGACGUGGUUGUGUUACACUGCGCAUCCUGUCAAACGGUAACCGUAGAUCCAGGCCAGUAAGCUUUUGAGGAAGGCUCUUUGGGAAUUCACCGAGAGAGCAGGUGCAUAAGGACUGACGGUGACGCUGUGAGAAAGAUGUUAAAGCAAAUAGAAAAGCAACAAUGUAGAAAGCUGCCGUCUUUAUACACCUGCAACUAUGUUAGUUAUGAGCAUCUGCCCCUCUCACUACUCAGAUCUUAUCCUAAGAUUAUCUAUAGCUCUGCAAACUCUUACUUAGACUGUAAUAAGCAGCCCUCCUUUUUAACUGUUGAAUGAAAUUGAUUAAUCAACAAUUCUUUCAUGAUUCUCAUGGAUAUUAGUAUUAUUAUUAUUAUUGAAGUUAUUUAAAUAAUUAAAUAUGAUUCAUUAUGUGCAAUUGCAGAAAAAAGUGAUAGCAAAAGUGAUAGUACUGGACUGAUAGAAAGAAUAAUUCAGCAUCUUUGGACCUACUUACAGAUAGAUAGCACACCUAUAUCUUAAUAGUAAACAUGUAUUUACAGCCAGUGCACAGUGAGUUUAUUUUGGCACAAAGACUUCAAAAUGUUGAAUUAUUCCUUCAAAGUGUGCUGCCUUUAGUUCCCACUUCCUUAACCUGUACUGCUGCUGAUAUUUUUUAUGUUUUUCUGGAGGGGGGGAGUUAAAAUCCUCACCUCUGACAGAGCAGGGUGCAAAACCACAAAAUAUAUGGCACAGUCAGCACAUUUACUAUGAGAUUCCUACACAACAUAUACUAGAUGUAUAUUUUUUAUUAUUAAUCUCUACUUGAUGAAAACCUCAGAUGAUGCAGUAUAGACUAAAAGCUUGAUCCUCAGCUCCUGCUAACUGAGGCCAGCAAUACCAGAGAGAGAGAGAGAAAGGGUUUUAGCCAGGAGCCUUUUCAGUGGUUUUCGGGUGUCUGGGUUACACAUUAUGUGAAAGAACGCCUACUGCGCAAAGACGUUCUCUUUUCCAGUGUUACUGUGUAAAUCACUGUCACGAAUGGUACCAGAAAACUCAUCUGCAAGAUUGUACAGACCGAAGUCGGAAAUGAAAUUGGAUAAGAUUUGAUUGUUACUUAGAAAAAGAAAAUUGGGAUGUGUUGUAUUCGGAACAUUUUACCUGAAGGAUUCGGAGAUAACCAAAAUGUCUAUAAAACAACGACAACAGGGUCACUUUGUGAAGUGGUUAGUAAACAUUUGAGUGUCCAGCACAAGCCUGAUCUCUAACAGAACGACAGGGGUUUUCUUUCUCUUUACCACUCUUGAAAAGUCGCCGCUUAGCAAUAGCACUUUUCUUUGAUAAGCACAACUUCUUGUAGCAUUAAUACAGCGAAAGGCAAACACAAUAUAUUCGAUAGACGUGAUUUUAAGGCCAUGUCCUCUGCAUAACUAAAUCUUAAUGUAAUGUAAGUGAUGAAUAAGUAACGUGUUGAUGGUUGUCAGAAACUACUUGAAACGACUGCAUUAAAGUUAGCUUCCCUGUAAAGCCCCUGUAAUCAUUUUCAGCUCUCGUCUGUUCUUUAAAUGCAACGGCUAAUUUGUUGGAUGUAUUCUUGGAGGUUUUUAAGUGUCUGUGUUUAAAAAAAAGAAAGAAAAAUCUAUAUGAUCUAUAUGACCUGUAUGCAUUUGUGUUGUUUAACCUGCACCUAUACUCUGAUCAGAAAUCCUCUACCAUUGAUAUCCUAACUGUUGUUUUAAACUCCAUGUUUUAUGUAUAAGUUGAAUCUGAUUCAGUGAUGAAACACACGAUUAUUGCUUUUGUUUUGUUUUUUCUUACAUUUGUAGUCAGUGGUAUUUUAUCAGUGGUGUGGUCGGGUCAUGUCUGACUUCCUUGCUGCUUCCUGAGAGUUGUUAGUGAGCUGCCUACAAUUUCAUUUCUUUUGGUUUUUUUUCAUCAUAAUUUUUUUUUUACACCACACUACUAUAAGUGCUGUGUGGGUAACUUUAUAUGUUCUAUUUGUUAUGCAACAAACCUCUUUUAAUCCAUUUUUAUUAAAUAUUGUCUAGCUGUGAUAUGUAUUUAUGUAUCUCUGUGGGGAAGAAGCAUCUGAAUCAGCCACCUGUGCAUAACUUAGUGUUUGGUAUUGUUUAACCAAUGCAAUGGUUAUAUUUAUCUCCCGACAUCAUGUUUUAUCAGCCAUGUAUGUAAUGUGACGCCAUUAGGUAAAUACAGUGAUAAGAGUUUAUAAAUGGUGCCCACGCACAAAAGCCUCACAACAUGCAAAAAAUACACACAAAAAAAACGAAUGAGGCAUCAACAUGAGGGGGCUACACUGUGCUAGUGGUUGAUACCAGAUGAUCUCUGAGGACCUCUAUUUAGAUCGAAGAGUCGUUAGUCUUCUCCUUCUCUCCCUCUGUUUGAUUUUUGGAAAUGUGUAUGACUGAAUAGUAACAUAUUAAAUAUUGACAUCAGCCAGCAUCAUUUAUAAAUAAUGUAUAUAAAUGUAUACCCUUUAUAUUCUAUAUUCAUAUCUAGUUUGUAUAAUGUAAAUAGCGAUUAAAGUUUUAGUUCGAUUAAAAAUGUAAAUGUAAUCAUUUUCAAAGUGCUUUUAAACCUUUUUGUCCUUCAAUCCAUGUCUAUUUUCUGGUAUCUCUAUAUAUUUUAAUAUGUUGCUGGCAGUUGUUGUACUGUAAAACAAUGUUGCAAUAAAGAUAAAGGGUAACAUGA